AAUAUCAAUUAUUGCAUUACAACAUUUGUCCCCCUCUCUCUCUCAUGUUUUCAAAGAGUUAAAAUCGUACACUAUUUACUUUCCUCCUCUCUCAGAUUUGUCCAAAAUCGUUUAACAUAUUGCCUUUUCCCUAGAAAUCGACCCAUAAAAUGUUGUGUAAAAAUUCAUUGUUAUUUUCUCUUGUAACUGCUUUCUUCAUUUUUUCUUCCGUCACCCUUGGAGGAUCUGAGUCUGAUUUUCCUUCCUUCCAAACUACACCCAUUUCAGGUGAAAGUAGGAAUGAGAAUGAUGUGGUGGUGGUUUCAUGGGGCACAAAAAGGUUUCUUGCUGAAGAUGAACCUCCAUUGAACUCAUCACUUAUCUUGGCUGCUAAAAGAACAUAUAGAAAAGACCCUCUCAACAAUUUCAAAAGAUACACUGGAGGGUGGAAUAUCAGUAACCGCCAUUACUGGGCUUCUGUGGUUUUCACUGCAGCUCCAUUCUUUGUCGUUGCGCUGAUCUGGUUUGUGAUCUUCGCGCUUUGCUUGUUGUUGAUCUUUCUCUGCUACUGUUGCUGUAGAAGAGUUCCUUAUGGCUACUCCCGAAUAGCUUAUGCUCUCUCCCUCAUACUCCUCAUACUUUUUACCAUUGCUGCAGUUGUUGGAUGUAUCAUUUUGUACAUUGGCCAGGGAAAGUUUCACAGCAGUACAAUUAACACGUUGGAUUAUGUCGUCCAUCAGGCAAAUACCACAGCUGAUAGUCUCAGAAACGUCUCAGGUUAUCUAGCUGCAGCCAAACUUAUUGCUGUGGAUAAAGUUUUGCUUCCUGGUUCAGUCCAAACAGACAUAGACCGCAUCCAAACCAAGAUCAAUUCUUCUGCUAAUACCCUCUCCACUAAAACAGAAGACAAUAAGGAUGACAUAGCUCGUUUGGUAGAGUCUGUGAGAUUGGCUCUUAUUAUUCUAUCAGCCAUUAUGCUUCUUUUGACAUUUCUGGGAUUUGUAUUUUCAAUUUUCGGGAUGCAGGCUUUCGUUUACAUCUUGGUGAUUUUUGGAUGGAUUCUUGUCACUGGAACUUUAUUUUUGUGUGGCAUAUUUCUUGUUCUUCACAAUGUGACUGCAGACUCUUGUGUAGCAAUGAAUCAAUGGGUCAAACACCCUCUUGCUCAUACAGCUUUAGAUGAUAUCUUGCCGUGUGUGGACAAUGCCACUGCACAAGAGACCCUUACAAAAAGCAAAGAAGUCACUUCUCAGCUGGUCAAUGUUGUUAACAGGGUCAUUACUAAUAUUUCCAAUAACAACUUCUCCCCCAACUUUGGUCCUUUGUACUACAAUCAGUCUGGACCUAAGCUGCCAAUCCUUUGCAAUCCUUAUUACUUGGAUUUGACUGAUAGAUCCUGUAGUCCUGGUGAAGUGGAUUUGAGCAAUGCCACAAAGGUAUGGGAUAAUUAUGUCUGUCAAGUUUCCCCUAGUGGCAUUUGUUCCACAACAGGCCGUCUGACUCCUGUCAUCUACGGCCAGAUGGCAGCUGCUGUAAAUGUUAGCUUUGGAUUGUACCAUUAUGGUCCUUUUCUGGUUGAUCUAGAAGAUUGUGAUUUUGUUAGACAGACAUUUGGAGAUAUCUAUAGCAUAUACUGCCCCGGACUUCAGCAUUAUAGCAAAUGGGUUUACAUUGGACUGGUGAUGGUUGGUUUAGCAGUAUUGCUUUCGCUUACAUUCUGGGUCAUAUAUGGGAGAGAGAGGCGGCACCGUGUCUAUACAAAAGAACACAUGCCCAAACCAGCUGAAGGGUAUGAAGGGAAUAAACCGAUUUACGAUUAGUCUGCUUUGCUUUUUGUAAUACUAGCUAGAGAUGUGUUGUUGUGUAUCAGGUUUUCUGUAUAUACUGAUGAGUUCAUAGAACUUAUAGUUAUAUUGUAUUGUUAGGUUCCAUUCUCAGGGUUGAACUACAUUAUGAUGUACUGUGCAGAUGAUAGCAAUUUAUGUUGAUGUUAAUGUUGUUAUGCCA
Messenger RNA from Solanum dulcamara, 1986 nucleotides. RefSeq lists its product as uncharacterized. The record is from RefSeq and is a predicted model, not a curated record. Lineage: Eukaryota; Viridiplantae; Streptophyta; Magnoliopsida; Solanales; Solanaceae. Bases 150 to 1799 code for a protein of 549 amino acids. Gene Ontology annotation, cellular component: plasma membrane; plasmodesma. The transcript has 9 exons.